Molecule: messenger RNA, 1134 nt
Organism: Pyricularia grisea
Lineage: Eukaryota; Fungi; Ascomycota; Sordariomycetes; Magnaporthales; Pyriculariaceae
Exons: 2
Coding region: 1-1134 (377 amino acids)
Source: RefSeq, a predicted model, not a curated record
AUGUCCACCAGAGACCUUCUCUGCCUUGCCCGGCUGGCAGGCACAAGUUGGUCUGCCGGCCGCAUGUAUGAUAAGCGAUAUUUCAAUACAACUGCAUUGAAUAAUGUGUCUAUGUCCACCGGACAUUUCUCAACGCCGUCAAUUAGAACAAACAUCCCGUUCGAUAAAUCUCAGUCUCUGAAAGAAACCUCCAGCACUACGAAGACGCUGACGUCUGCACAUGUUCAGGUUGGUACGGGGAACGUGGAUCGCCCCCCAGACGCAGGCUCCACUAUAGUACACUCGACUCAAAUUGAGACUCUAUCAAGUUUAUCUCCCUCCCCAGCUCAGCCAACCGACGUGAUAUUAAAAGCCACUGUGACUACUAAAGACGUCGACGAUGCUCUGGAUUCAGACACAGCCUUUUCAAGUGCGCAAGAAGUGAGAAAACUGGAGAUGACUCCUGCCAUACCGUCCACGUCAAGAGUUCGUAUAGACAAAGCUGCGGAAGCGGAAACUCCUCAAAACUCCUUUACAAUCUACUUCACCCAGCCACUAAAGCCAGUACAGUCUAAGCAAGAUGUUACCGGGACAGGUGAAUACACUUUGGCAGCUGCUACCGCAAAGCCACAUGCAUCAGCUGCACCAAAAAGCACCGUCGUAACUCCAAUUUCAACCGUCGAGCCCAACGUUCAAAGCGAGGGCUUAGAAGCAACAGCCCAUGAUACGUCUACUAGGAUGGACAGCACAGCUAAUGCAACUAUUCGUGGUUUACUCGUAGACACAUCAGGCACGGAAAAGUCAACUCGGCAUCCGUUCCAAAGACCCUCCCAAACCCCUAGUGCCGAACCUGACCAUCAGAGCAGCAAGGGUAACCAAGAGAACUCCAACCCGGGAACUUCUGCCGGCAUUGCCAUUGGCACUAUUUCUCUUGCAGCUUUGGCGGGAUUGGCCGGCUUUUGGGCAUUUUUGCGGUACAAAAGGCCCGGAAAUAGCUGUGAGAAUACUAGCAACGGGAAAUGGCUGGGAAGCCUAGUAGAGUCAUUAAGAGUUUUCUUCCACCAGAACGUAAAGAGCUCGUUCAAUCGUAACCGAGGCAUCAGCGAAGCCAAGAUAUCCGCCCCGUUCGCUCAGACAAACUCACUUAACUGGUGA